Messenger RNA from Cajanus cajan (pigeon pea), 1722 nucleotides. RefSeq lists its product as uncharacterized. NCBI's taxonomy places the organism in Eukaryota, Viridiplantae, Streptophyta, Magnoliopsida, Fabales, Fabaceae. The record is from RefSeq and is a predicted model, not a curated record.
UUUUCAAUUUUACUCCAUUACAAACAUAAACGUUCAAAGAUAUAUCUAGUUUGCUGGGCCACUGAGGCAGGGAAUCCCUGGGAAUGGGAAUGAAAAUAGAUGAGCAGUUACGUACUUUGUUUGUGUUUGUGUUCGUGUCAAGCGUCGUCACCGCAGUCACAAGUCAUGUUUCUGCAGUAGGAGACCCAGGAAUGCAGAGAAAUGGACUGAGGGUGGCCUUUGAAGCAUGGAAUUUUUGCAAUGAAGUUGGUCAAGAAGCUCCUCUCAUGGGUAGCCCAAGAGCUGCUGAUUGUUUUGAUCUUUCAAGUUCAGGUUCAGGUUCACUGAAACACAAGGUCACAGAAGCUGAUAACAAACUUGGGGUGGGAAAACCAUUUCCUGGUCUUGGACCAGGAGAUAUCAAUAAUACUGACCUUUAUGCAGUUCAAAAGGAAUUGUAUCUGGGAUCUUUAUGUCAAGUUGAAGACACCCGAAAGCCUUGGCAAUUCUGGAUGAUAAUGCUAAAAAAUGGCAACUAUGACACAAGUUCUGGUUUAUGCCCCCAGGACGGGAAAAAGGUGCCUCCUUUUAGUCCAGGCAAGUUUCCCUGCUUUGGAGAGGGGUGCAUGAACCAACCCAUUUUGUGUCAUCAACAGACACAGCUCAAAAAUUCCACUCUGCAUGGAAGAUUCUAUGGUACUUAUGAUUUGGAUUCUGAUUGUGAGGGUGAAAAAGCUGAUCAUUCUUACUAUGAGGUAGUUUGGGAGAAGAAAGUUGAUGAGGGAAGUUGGGUGUUCAAACAUAAGCUCAAGACUUCAAAGAAAUACCCAUGGUUGAUGCUGUACCUGAGAGCUGAUGCAACCAGAGGAUUUUCUGGAGGUUACCAUUACGACACAAGGGGAAUGCUUAAAACCCUUCCAGAGUCGCCAAAUUUUAGAGUCAGGUUGAGCUUAGAUGUCAAAAAUGGGGGAGGACCUCAGAGCCAGUUCUACCUUUUAGACAUGGGUAGCUGCUGGAAGAACAAUGGUGCUCCUUGUGAUGGAGACGUCCUAACUGAUGUCACUAGAUAUAGUGAGAUGAUCAUUAAUCCUGAAACACCAGCUUGGUGCAGCCCUACAGGUUUGAGGAACUGCCCGCCAUUUCAUAUCACUCCAGAUAACAGGAAAAUUUAUAGAAAUGACACUGCCAAUUUCCCCUACUCGGCUUAUCACUAUUACUGUGCUCCAGGCAAUGCUAAACACGUGGAGCAACCUGUAAGCACUUGUGAUCCUUCCAGCAAUCCUCAGGCACAAGAGAUAGUUCAGUUACUACCUCACCCAAUAUGGGGUGCUUAUGGCUAUCCCACCAAAAAAGGAGAUGGUUGGGUUGGGGAUCCAAGGACUUGGGAACUUGAUGUUGGUGGACUGUCCAGUAGACUCUACUUCUAUCAGGACCCUGGCACUCCUCCUGCUAAAAGAAUAUGGACUUCCAUUGAUACCGGAACUGAGAUAUUUGUUAGCUCACAAGAUGAAGUAGCAGAGUGGACUCUCAGUAACUUCGACGUCACUCUAACAAGGUCAAAGUAUCGAAUUGAAAAACUAGUUUGGAAUUAUUAGGCAAGGCUUCUUAGGGGGGUGCCAUAAAAACAUACUAUAAGCUAUUUUUUUUCAAAUUUAUCCUCAGAUGUAAUUUGCAUAGUCCAUUCUUAUGAUAAAACGUAAGAACCAGUGAAUAUUAAUAUACGGUAUUCAUUCUACCUUUUUA